CACAAUAGUUAGAAGUGUCCAACUUGAUUUCAGCGGUGUCUCUGCAUGGGAGGGAGCUGUGGUCUAUUUAAAGAGGGUCGUCCAGCCAGGAUGAAAUAGAAGAUCCACAGCGUUGGCUGAAUCCCCAAUGCUCCUCAUUCAGUUCUAUAUUUCUUGCAUCUCCGGCUGCUCCUUGUUCAUCAUCUCGCUUUGACAACCUGAGCCGGGGCCAGAGCUCCCCCUGAGCGGCAAUUCCGCUUAUUUUAAUUUACAGGUUUUUUUAAUUAUUAAAAUUUUUUUUUUCUAUACUAACAAUGGGUAGAGACUACUACAAGACACUGGGGAUCUCCAAAGGAGCCACAGAGGAGGACAUAAAGAAAGCUUACAAAAAACAGGCGCUGAAAUGGCAUCCUGACAAAAACAAGUCCGCGGCCGCCGAGGAGAAAUUUAAGGAAAUCGCUGAGGCUUAUGAAGUCCUAAGUGACCCGAAGAAAAGAGAGAUUUAUGAUCAGUAUGGAGAAGAAGGUCUGAAGGGAGGAAAUGGACCUGCUCCUGAUGGACAAGGUACUAACUUCACCUACACUUUUCAUGGUGACCCUCACGCCACUUUUGCCACUUUCUUCGGUGGUUCCAACCCCUUUGAGAUGUUCUUUGGCCGUAAAGCGAACGGCAGAGAUGACGAGGACAUGGAGGUGGAUGGAAACGACCCCUUUGGCUCCUUCACCAGCUUCAACCUGAACGGCUUUCCUCGGGAUGGACACAGUGGGCAGCAGCGCCGUAAACAGGACCCGCCUAUCAUCCACGAACUGAGGGUCACCCUGGAGGAGGUAUUCCAGGGCUGCACCAAGAAAAUGAAAAUCUCACACAAAAGGCUAAAUCCAGAUGGCAGGACGAUGCGGACGGAGGAUAAGAUUCUCACUAUUGAGAUCAAGCGGGGGUGGAAAGAGGGAACCAAGAUCACGUUCCCAAGGGAGGGAGACGAGUCACCCAACACCAUUCCUGCUGACAUUGUUUUUGUCAUCAAGGACAAACCCCACCCUCACUUCAGGAGGGAAGGCUCCAACAUUGUGUAUCCAGUUCGUGUGAGUUUAAGACAGUCUUUGUGCGGAUGCUCCGUCACCGUGUCCUCCAUAGAUGGGAAGAUGUCUCACAUGAAGAUCACAGAUGUCAUCAAGCCUGGCAUGAGGAAAAUCGUAGCUGGACAGGGCCUCCCCUUACCCAAAAACCCUGAGCAGAGAGGAGAUCUGGUGGUCGAGUUUGACGUGAACUUUCCAGACGCGUUGCCCGGUAACGCUAAGGACGUGCUGAAACGGCACUUACCCACCUAGGACAAGAAGACGAGGACUGAACAAGGACAGCCUGAUGGCGGUCACUACGAUUAAGAGACUUUUCCCACAAGGACAGAUCUGCACAGAUGGACCCCCCAGCUGAUGAAUGUGCGGCCUCUAUUUUUGAGCUAUUUGUUGUUUUUCUAGAUAUCGUGCAUGCUCCCAAGCUGAUUCAAGUGCAAGUGAGAGACUGCUUGAGCUCUGACUGUUAUGUGAAACUACACACUUUACGUAGGUGGCCCUUUGGUUUGAAACAGUUGCCAAAAAUCCCAGUGAUGCUGGGAAAACUUUUGUACUGAACUGAACAUUUUGAUUUUCUCCUAAAAUUCAUUAGAGACAAUCUUAAAAUUUUAAUUGUAACUUUCAUCACGUUUUAGACCAGAGGCACUCAUGCUAUUUUUGUUGCAAGUUACUUAAUUCAAUUUUAGAUAUUUGUUGACACAUUUUGGACCCUUACAUGCAAGACUUGACUUUAAAAGAAAAAUGUUUUCACCUAGAUGGUCCUGAGAAUCCUUCUCUGUGAAAUAAGCUGUGUAUUGAGUAUGACCGCUUUAGAACUUGCUGCGUAGGAGUAUUUAUAGUCUGUGUAGCAAUAUUGCAAAAAAGGCUUCUUUGCAGCCCAUGGAACUUAAAUCUGUACAUGGAAUCUAAUUAUAUGACAAAAUGGAACUUAUCUGUAAUCUAAUAUAUAUUUUGAUAGUCAAAUGUGAAAUUUCUGAUGUUGUAAAAUACACUGUUAACUUUUUCAAUGUGCAAAGAUCAAAAUUAAAUAUCUCUUGGCUGAA
Messenger RNA from Girardinichthys multiradiatus, 2092 nucleotides. It is a transcript of the gene dnajb4, whose product is annotated as DnaJ heat shock protein family (Hsp40) member B4. The transcript has 3 exons. Gene Ontology annotation, molecular function: protein-folding chaperone binding. Gene Ontology annotation, cellular component: cytosol. Bases 294 to 1307 code for a protein of 337 amino acids. NCBI's taxonomy places the organism in Eukaryota, Metazoa, Chordata, Actinopteri, Cyprinodontiformes, Goodeidae. The record is from RefSeq and is a predicted model, not a curated record.